This is a messenger RNA of Aspergillus puulaauensis, 2037 nucleotides long. RefSeq lists its product as uncharacterized. Lineage: Eukaryota; Fungi; Ascomycota; Eurotiomycetes; Eurotiales; Aspergillaceae. The transcript is spliced from 2 exons. Bases 1 to 2037 code for a protein of 678 amino acids. Gene Ontology annotation, cellular component: cytoplasm. The record is from RefSeq and is a predicted model, not a curated record. Gene Ontology annotation, biological process: cellular response to oxidative stress.
AUGUCCUCCAUCAAUCAGUCAAUCCCAAUGGCCGAACAAGACCCUCUUAUCCAGGCUCUCCCCCCGGCCACCGACUACCUCACCUACCUCACCUUGCUCGAGUACCAGUUGACCCCCGCGCGUCUGCCGAUCCUCCACAAGCUCCUGCAAGAUGAGGUUCUCACGACGAAUAUCGGCUGGGACCUGGUAAAGAUCCUCCUCCCUAUGCUUCCAGAGUCCCAGGAGUGUCUGAAAGAUGUCGCGCGACUUGGGAAUCCUAGAGAGGUCAUCUUACGCGUAUCCGACGCUCUCAUGCAGCUACACCCCGCCGAAGACGAGGAGGAGGACACAGACAAGCAAAUGGAGAAGCAACUGCAGGGCGUCAACCUGAGCAACAGCAAUGAACAUGCAGAGACAGGGAGCGUCCCGCUUCACGUCACCAAAUUCAACACUCUCGUUGCGAUGCUCUCGACCCUGCACUCGCGAAUCAAGACCAAAUCGCCCAGUCGGUUCCUUGCAACGUCUCUCCAGGCUGCGCUGGAAGCAUACAACUCAAUGCCGACGAAUGAGACCACCAUCGCGCUUCUAGAAUUCCUCAGAGAUGUAUCUCCCACGAAGCGACCUCCGCCACCCCCGAGGCAGGUCAGCGAUUCGACGGUGCUGCGCGUCGCCGAAGCAUCAGCCCCGGAUCCCGAAGCGGAGGUCACAUCCGCUAGUCCGGCUCGCGACGAGGAAAGUGCGUUGACUAGGCGGUUCUUACAAUUUGGGCUGAUUGAGCUUCUCAAGUCAUAUCUCUUGAGUUGUUCAGGUGCCAUGGACCCAGGAAUGUCCUGGGGCAUUAGGAUGCAGGAGAAGCUGCAUCCAGAAACGCGCAUGCCGGGAUCUGGAUCACCUAGCAAUGUCUACGUGGAGAAUAAACAAUUGGGCGAGAGGGAUAGCAUAAUUGCAAAGAUUACUGCACUUUCCCAAGACUUUGGCCUGACCGACGCAGAGCUUUUGAAGGUUGUCACACAAGCGCCCGAGACACAACCCCAACCGUUAGACUUUGAAGAACAUCCGAAGAAGGCAGAGGACAUCCCUCUCGAAAGACACGCAGCUUUACUAUUACUCGCCGCCCGGGCAGCGGUCGCGCAGCUGUUCUCCUCUGGAACCAUUCCUCCGAUCAAGGUCUACCCCGACCUAGCCCGUGUUUUGGAUAACUUCGUUGGGAAUUUCGGCAGUUUGGAUGAGGUUGCCUUCGAGCAACCGGAGGUACUCCUUGACUCGCUCCUCGCUCUCGCCGUCCUAUCCCUUAAAGACCCGGUUCCAGCACCGUCAGAUGAAAAGGGGUUCACAGACUUUGUCAUUUCGUUGACAGCGUGUACCGUUCGCCAAACGUACAGUACAGUACGGAGGCUUCCCGAAACUGUUAUCCACGCCAACCCCUCUCAAAUAUCCCGCUUCAAGAUCAUUCGGAAGGUGUUAGAGGACGACCACUAUCGAACGAUCAAGGAUAGGGCAAUUGACUGGCUCAAGAACGAGAUCCUAAUGGCAGCCAAAGAACCUUCAACCUCCGGGUCAAGCAUAUUCCUCAACCCCCAUUACUUCUCCGUCGUCUUCCCCCUUAUCUUCGCCUCUCCCUCUCUGGAUAUAGAUAUAUCCUCUGACCUAUUGACCUCCUGGGUCAAAUUCACGCAAUUACUCAGCCCAUCAAUCCACUCGGCGCUUAACCUCUACUAUGUCCUCAUAUCAUCUAAACAGCUCCGCAGUCAAUUACAGCUAGAAAAGACCUACGCCUACUUCCGCAGCCGAUUCCUCGACCCGGUCAAAUCAACCUGCAGCGCCUUCAUCGCUGACCAGACGGAGAACGGUGGCGACGGAAAGAUCGCAGCCUCAGUGGGUGAGGACGCAGUCAAGAUCGGGACAGCUCGGUCUGUGAAUCUGAUUCUCCAUGUCGUGGAACAAGUCGAAGACGCAGUGAGCGAAGCCUUUGUGUUGGGAGACGCGGAGCUGCAGGAGCCUAGCGCCGAUGAUAUUGCACGUGUGGAUGCGAUCCGGAAGGAGACAACUGUCGAGUAA